Molecule: messenger RNA, 1025 nt
Organism: Poecile atricapillus (Black-capped chickadee)
Lineage: Eukaryota; Metazoa; Chordata; Aves; Passeriformes; Paridae
Product: tetraspanin-7-like
Exons: 1
Coding region: 49-765 (238 amino acids)
Cellular component (GO): membrane
Source: RefSeq, a predicted model, not a curated record
CACCGUGACCGCCACCGCCCCCCCGACGACGGCAGGGCCCGAGGCACCAUGACCCUGCUGAAGCUGUCCCUCAUGGCCUUCAGCUUCGUCUUCUGGGCAGCGGGGCUGACCAUGCUCAUCGUCGGCCUCUGGGCCAAGGUGUCUCUGGGCAGUUACCUGGCGCUGUCGGCCAGCGACUACCCCAGCGCCCCCGCCAUCCUCUUGGCCACCGGCGUCGCUGUCAUCAUCUGGGGCUUCCUGGGAUGCUUCGGCGCCGCUACGGAGCACCGGGGACUCCUGCGCGCCUACAGCGCCUUCCUGGCCGCCGUGCUGGCGGCCGGGCUGGCGGCCGGGCUCUCGGCGCUCCUGUACCGCCAGACCCUGGAGCAGGGCUUCCAGGAGGGGCUGCGCCAGGCGCUGCUGGCGUACGGGGAGGACGACGGGGUGGCGGACGCCCUGGACGCGCUGCAGCGGGCCCUGUCCUGCUGCGGUGUGGAGAGCUACCGCGACUGGCUGGCCUCGCCCUGGGGGCUGGAGCAGAACGGCUCGGUGCCCCUCAGCUGCUGCCGGGCCCGCCGCGGCUGCCAGCGCAGCCCGCCCGACGCGCGCAGGCUGCACCGCGACGGCUGCUUCGGCAGGGUGACCGCCUUCGUCGGCAGCAACAUGUAUUAUGUUGCCACCGCUGCCCUGGGGCUGGCACUGCUGCAGCUCAUCGGUAUUGUGCUGGCCUGCCUGCUUGCUGCCCGCGUCCCUGCCCACCUGCUGGGCAUCACCACCACUCGCUGAGAUCCCCCAACUCCUGCCCCUCGUCCCCUCCAGCUCCUUUCUUUCCCACAUAACUGAGUACAUCCCACUGGGAAAAUCUUUCCUUCAUAUUCACCAUUUCCACUUGAGCAUCCUCCUCCAGGCUCCAUUUCUCUGGAGCCUGUGUUAGGUGUGCUAUGAGCAUCUCAAGUCCCUCAGAAGGGAAGGUGCUGGGAAGGUGCCUCCUGGCCUGGCCAUGAAUCCUGCAGGGCAGCAGGUCCCCGCUGGAGCCUCUGGACCAC